GAGAGAGCGCCAGAGAGAGAGAGAGAGAGAUAUUGUGUUGUUUUUGUCCUUUUACAGAGUGAGAGAGAGAGAGAGAUAUGUGCAGUCUACUCGGGAAGCUAAGCGCUGGAGUAUAAGGAAGAGUAGGAAAACCGCUCACCACCUACUUCAACUUGGUUGACUUGCUUUGACUUCGCCGGCAAACCGCUUUUUGUCCACAAAACCGCCAUGGGAGACACUGGUUUUGUGAGGUUUCCGGGUAGUUUGGAUCCAAAAGCAGCCGAGUUCAGACCAACAAACCCGUAUAGCCACAACCAAAUAACCCUUCUUCCAACCCAAAUUUACUACCCAUACCCUCCUCCGCCUCCUCAAGUCGUGCCGCUUUGUCCUCCGCCGCCGUACGUUCCACUCCCUCCGCCGCUUCCGCCGUCAACGACGGCCACGAGGGUUCUCCUCCUGAGCUCUGUCCCCAUCGGCGUGAGUGAAUCGGAGGUGAGGAGGGAAUUGGAGGUGUUCGGAGAUGUAAGAGCGGUGCAGAUGGAGAGAGUCCGCGACGGAAUCGUGACGGUGUAUUUUUACGAUUUGAGAGACGCGACGGCGGCGGAGGCGGAGAUAAGGGAGCAGCACUUGCGGCAGCAGAGCAGGCUGAGUAAGCACUUCCAAGAGAUUGCUCGGAAUAAUUACGAAUUAGAGAAUUUGGUAGUGGCUCCGCCUCCUCCGCCGCCGCCGCGGGGUCGAGGUCUUAUCUCUGGCCGCGCGGUGUGGGCCCAGUUCACGAUUCCGGCGGUGGCUGGUGUCUCCGACGGGCACAACCAAGGGACCCUCGUGAUCUUCAAUUUAGACUCUUCUGUCUCCACCACUAGCCUCAGAGAUAUCUUUCAAGCUUUUGGUCCUGUGAAGGAAUUGAGAGAGACGCCAUUGAAGAGGCACCAAAGGUUUGUGGAGUUCUAUGAUGUUAGACACGCAGCCAAGGCUCUUUCGGAGAUGAAUGGAAAGGAAAUUCAUGGCUCGCACGUUGUCAUCGAAUUUAGUCGACCCGGUGGCCAUGUCAACAGGUUCUCCAAAUUCACACAAACCACAAUCAAAAGCUUCAAUUCUUCUUCAAACUAUUCAAGAAAGAAUUCAACCUGUUUUCCAUUGCCGCCGCCGCCACCACCGCCGCCGCCGCCAUCAUUUCAUCGUAAAAUACCCGCCUUCCACCUGCCGCCGCGUUGCUACAAUUCUCCGCCGCCGCCGCCAUCAUUUCAUCGUAAAAUACCCGCCUUCCACCUGCCGCCGCGUUGCUACAAUUCUCAAACUCAAACUCAAACUCAAACGAUGGGGAAGAAAUCAAGUUUCUGUAAAAGAAACCCUAAUGGGAAUGGAGGUGGGGUUGUUGAAGCUUCUUCAAUGGCGGCUGUAUGUGUAAAGAGUGAGGUUGACAAUGGAAUUCGAGGGUGCAAUAAUAACAAUCCUAUGAAAAAGAGUUCAAAGAAGAGUGCAAAUCAGCAACAACAGACAAGCACCAAGAGUAAUAGGCCAUUGAAGGGAAGACAAGCAAAGAAUUUCGAUCCUCGUUUUCUAAUAAACGAAGAUGCGAUUAUGGAAUCAAAUUGCAGAGAUUCCAGGACCACUGUCAUGAUCAAAAACAUACCAAACAAGUACAGUCAAAAACUACUGCUGAAUAUGUUGGACAACCACUGCAUUCACUGCAACGAGCAGGUGGCCGACGGCGGCGAUGAUCAGCCCUUGUCUUCCUACGAUUUUGUAUACCUCCCUAUUGAUUUCAUAAACAAGUGUAAUGUGGGAUAUGGGUUCGUGAAUAUGACCUCGCCGGAGGCAACAUGGAGGCUCUACAAGGCUUUUCAUCUUCAAAAUUGGGAAGUCUUCAAUUCCAAGAAAAUCUGCGAAGUCACCUAUGCUAGAUUGCAGGGAGUGGAGGCAUUGAAAGAGCACUUCAAGAACUCGAAGUUCCCGUGCGAAGCGGAGGAGUACCUGCCGGUGGUGUUUGCGCCGCCGCGUGACGGGCGGCAGGUGACGGAGCCCAACCCCAUUGUCGGCCGCGUCACUUCCACUUCUCUUCAAUCUCCACCUAUCACCGUCAGUUCCAAGAGCUCCGAAGCUGAAGAUUAUGACGACGACAAGACUGUCAACAAUAAUAAUAAUAAUGGUUGUCAUAAUGGCGGUGGUGGCAGUGAUGGUGGCGGUGUCAGGAACAGCGGCGGCGGAAGCAGCUGUAACGGCGGCCAUAGUGGCGGUGAUGUCAUUGAGGAAGAUGAAUAAAUAGGCGUACGUAGUCGGUUCGGUGUCACAUUGAUAAAAGUUUCUUGUGUGAGAGAGAGAGAGAGAGGAGAGAUCACAAUCUUGUUUUAAGGCCAAAUCUCACUAUUUAUCUCCCUCUCUCUCUCUCUCUCUCUGCUAGUAGUCACAUACACUAGAGUGAACUAGUAGAAGUAUUACUGGCUGGCUAUAACUGGCAAACAACAGCUUGGGAAACUGCCCCAAUGGGGUUUUGUUGUUGAGCUCCGAGCCUCACCAGCCCAAUGCCAUUCCAAUCCAACCUUUGCUAAAGCCUUUCCUAUCUCUCUCUCUCUCUCUCUCUCUCUCUCUCUCUCUCCUUUGUUGUAAUUUAGUGGAAGAAAGAAUUGAUGUCUUACAAUCUUUAGCUUCAAAUUGCAUUUUUUUUUUCAAAAGAGAAAUUGCGUUUUAGUUUGAACUAUUCGAGAUAAUUAUAUUUUUAUGGAGAAGCAAUCGAGAGAUGAUAGACACGAACCAGGGGCACA
Molecule: messenger RNA, 2741 nt
Organism: Camellia sinensis
Lineage: Eukaryota; Viridiplantae; Streptophyta; Magnoliopsida; Ericales; Theaceae
Product: protein terminal ear1 homolog
Molecular function (GO): RNA binding
Source: RefSeq, a predicted model, not a curated record